AGGUCGUGUAGAGCUGGGAGAUGUCUCCUUUUAAUCAGAAAUUUGCGCGCUACAAUCAUGUCUCACUAACAAAGGGUUUUCAUUAUGUUUCAGAGUUUCUGACAAACUGGUUUUCCAGAAAAUCGGAUCUUCAAGAGUUAUUGGCACGAACCCUUUUAGGCUUUUUACUAUCCGAUACUCUCUAUCGAUCGACGUAUGAACGAUUGAAAAGUGGUGUUACAGUAGAAUAGUGUUCCUCGUUAGUCACUAUUGUUAUGGUUGGAUGUUAUCUGACGGUUUCUAAUAUUUUCUGAUUAGGCUAUUUGUCGAGCAGAAAGAUUGAGAAACUAGCAUUUAUCUAAUAAAUGCUCUUUCGUCAAAAGACAAAAAACGGCUAUCGAGACACAAACUUUCACAAAAAUACUAAUAAUGGGAUCUCUCCAGAUGUCCAACUUCUACUUCAAUGAUCUUUUGCCUAUAGAUACUAUAGUGUCCUACCAUCUAUGAAAAUUUUUUGAAUGCAACAAUGUUCAGUGUUUUCGAUGUUGGUUUAAACCGAGAAUCGGUUUUUCGGUUCGAAAAGCGAAACUGAUACAUACCUAGAUGGAGCUGCUGAACUUUCUCUGUUCGGAUGUAAUGGAAAAAUUAUUCUGCUCUGAGAAAAAACAAAAUCGAUCUCAAAAUGUUGGAUUUUGGCCGAGUUAUAAAAAUUUACCUCCUUGUCCCAAAACUGCAUUUUGAAUUCGACGAUUUCAAAUAAAAUCGAUAAAAGGAAAAAGUUCUAUGCCAGCCGCUAGUAAUUAUGAAAAAUUUUAAAUAUAAUCAGUUGAUAGAGCUUUCGAGGAUUACAAAAUGUCUAUCUUCUCUUUUUCAUAUUCCAAAAUAUGAAGGGCUAAAAUUGCAAAGAGUGGUUUUGGGGUUACAAAGUGAUCGAGAUUGAAGCUUUGCAGUAUUUCCUCUAUAUUCGUUUAUUUUUACAGUAUAUAGAAAAAUGUUCAACAUUUUAUUUUUAGAGAAUGAAAUGGCAAAUCUUUUAAAGGGAAGUUUAAGUCUUUGCGGUCAAAAAACUGAAAAAAUUAUUUAAAAAAUACGGAGAAUGUAGUUUCUUCGGAAGCACCCGUUAUCGCAUUCGUAUGAUUAAAUUUCCUUUUUGUUUUUCCUUAGGCAGUACGAGAGGACCCGGCAUAUUUUUUAUUUUACCUUGUGUUGAUACCUUUUCUACUGUUGAUAUUCGUACGGUAUCAUUCGAUGUACCACCGCAGGAAAUUUUGACACGAGACAGUGUAACAGUUGCCGUUGAUGCUGUUGUUUAUUAUCGUGUAUUUAAUCCAACUAUAUCAGUGGCCAACGUUGAAAAUGCUCAAGAAAGCACACGUUUACUGGCUCAAACAUCAUUGAGAAAUGUAUUAGGUACAAGAUUAUUGUCGGAAUUAUUGUCUGAUCGUGGUGCAGUAUCGAAUCACAUGAGAGAAUGUUUAGAUGAAACAACAGACCAUUGGGGAAUUAAAGUCGAAAUUAAAGAUGUUCGAUUACCAACCAUUUUACAACGAAUUAUGGCAGCUGAAGCAGAAGCAGCAAGAGAAGCUAGAGCAAAAAUCAUCGUUUCAGAAGGUGAAUAUAAAGCGUCAAAAGCCCUGAAACAAGCAGCCGAUAUUUUAGGUCAAUCACCGUAUGCUAUUCAAUUACGAUAUCUUCAAACAUUAAGUAAUAUUGCUGCUGAACAAAAUAGCACAAUUAUUUUUCCUUUACCGAUGGAAUUCUUACAAAUUCUUCGUCCUUCUACAACUGCUGUUUCUUUAUCGCGUCCACACACAAAUACACCAACACUUGCAACAUCAACCGAUAAAGAUAAAGAUAGCAGCGAACUGUUUGAUCCAAUAAAUUCGUCUCUGUUAAGAACAGAUUUGCCUCUUGUAAAACCAGCAGAUACAAUAACCACCAUAGCACCAGUUGAUUCAAAUUCUCUAACAAUCACAUCGACGUUGAAUGAAAAAUUAGAUUCGCGUAGACAGAGGCGACAAAAACAUCGAUUAAAUGCAUUACAAGCAAAAACUCAAUACUCUACAUCAACAGCUAUUUGA
Didymodactylos carnosus is the source of this 2060-nucleotide messenger RNA. The record is from the annotation of a GenBank genome assembly. NCBI's taxonomy places the organism in Eukaryota, Metazoa, Rotifera, Eurotatoria, Philodinida, Philodinidae.